Molecule: messenger RNA, 701 nt
Organism: Colletotrichum acutatum
Lineage: Eukaryota; Fungi; Ascomycota; Sordariomycetes; Glomerellales; Glomerellaceae
Exons: 1
Coding region: 146-526 (126 amino acids)
Source: RefSeq, a predicted model, not a curated record
UCUCCAGAAAAGAAUAGGACUUGAACCUGAGAUUUCAUCCAUCGCCUCUUCGCUCUCUUCUCUCUUCAGCGUCAUUCCGAAGUACUCCGGACAGGACGAGGAAUCUCAAGAGACGCCAUGACCAACGUCCCAAGAAUACAUCAACAUGGUCGGCACCCCCCCCCCCCUUCAAAUAGGCAUACUCAUGCCAACUCACCUUGCCAUACCACUCCCGGGCUUCCUCAACGACGGCUGUGGCUACCUAGAUAAACAGGGUCCGCAGUUCAAGCUCCUCGGCGACGGCACGAUGAUGACGUACUGCAACAAAAAUACCUUUACUGUGCUCAAUCUGAACGAUUGUAUUGUCAAUGUCCUGGGUGGUUUGAAACCUAGGGCUGAUGAUGGGCUGGAAGGGAAGUUUACGGAUACGUGUAGGGGGUGUAAGGUUGAUGGGGAGGGUGUUUGGUGCGAGUGUGGGUGUGAGAUGUUUGAUGGGGGGUAUGAGGAGUCUUUCAUCAAUAUGAGUAAGUGUAGCCUUCUUUCUUGACUGGCUCAUAGACUUUUGGUGAGUUCGACUGAGGCAUGCUGAUGAUGAUGUUAGAUGAUAUCGUGAUCAACUGAAAUGUGUACCUGGGCUGCCGUGGCGGGAUAUCAAGUUGCUAUGAGAUGACGUGGAAUUGCAAGCCCAGGAGGUGGUGGCCUGAAGGCACUUCCCCAGAGAU